AUGAAUCCAUACCGCGGCGAGCAGCAAGGCUUUGUCCCCGAGAGUUCGGGCCUGUUUGGUGGUUAUGAGGCAAUCCAAUCAUUUAACAAGGGACUCUGGCUGCCCAUGCCCAAGCGGAAAAUGAACUUCGUUCCCAUGAUCGUGUGCUCAUUGGUUCCUUGGGCGCUGUUCGUGCUGGUGUACAGCCUGAUGGCCUUCCAGUUUCACUACAGCCAGCCAACGCUUUGCAACAUUGUCGUCUUUGUUUUGCUGUUCUUCGUGUUGGUAAUUGGCGUCAAGGCGGGAUCGGUCCUCAGCUGGCAUCUUCACGAGCGUACAAUGAUCUGCCACACAAGGCAUUGA
This is a messenger RNA of Symbiodinium necroappetens, 342 nucleotides long. The record is from the annotation of a GenBank genome assembly. Lineage: Eukaryota; Dinophyceae; Suessiales; Symbiodiniaceae.